AGCUGUGAUUGUUGUGGAAGAUUAGUCUCUGAUGAUCGACUAUACAGAUUACUGGAAGUUUUGAAGCUUAAUAGCUGUUUGUCAAAGGAUUAAGUUACAGUUCCAAGUCAUUUAUCUUUGAGGAAAACUAUUUACAUAACAUUGAUUGUUUAUAUGUUGUCACAUUUUCACUCUUAAGCAAAUUUGAAAUUGCUAAGGAAAAUCCGUUAGAACAGGCCUUCAAUUUGAACAUGUCGCCUUGGGCGGGCCUAGAAUAACGCGGAUGGCAUCCACCCGAACCGAGUCUGUCCAGUGAGAACGCCACGCCCGACUGGGGGCUUGUCGGUUGGUUACUUCUUUCUCUCUCGCCCACUAAAUAUAGCAGUACCGCCUCAGAUUCACCUCGGCCUUCCCGGAGAAUGGCCCACGGGUCGUCCCCGGCCUCGUCGGCUCAUCCGGUCCCCGCCCCUUGGUGUUUUCGUCGGUGGCGAUGGGAAGAGGUGAAGCCGGGCUCGCCGGGAGCUGAUCCCUGGCCCAAAGCUCGCAGUGGGCAUCGUUUGGUAUUUCAUGCGGGUCAGAUCUACUUGUUCGGCGGCUACAACCCCAACCUGACCUUGGAUGAUCCGGAGAUGGCCGAUGAUCCCCAUUGGGCUCAGCAUUCACCUCUCUUCAACGAGCUUUGGCGGUUCAACGUGAGCGCCCGCCGUUGGACGCAGCUGACCAUGCACGGGGAGGGGCCUCGGGCUCUAGCUUCGCAUACCAUGGUCUCCUAUCGGGGCCGACUAGUGGUGUACGGAGGCACGGGCAGUCCCUUUGGCUUGACCACCUCCAACGAGGUGUUUGCCUUCAACUUGGACACGCAACAUUGGGAGACCUUGGCCGUUGAGGCCGCUUCGCCCGAACUGCCCCCGGCUUUAUACGGUCAGGCGUGUCUCCUGGACGGGCCAUCUCUCUUCACCAUGGGCGGCACUUCGGGCUUUCAAUACCAUAUAGAUGUCCAUCGGUUGGACCUGGAGCAAAAGGCUUGGUCGCGCCUCACCCCGGAUCCCAACCCUUUGGUGUCCGACCCCUUUCUUCCCCCGGCUCGUUAUCGGCACGAGCUCUGUCUCCAUCAAAAGCGUCUGCUGGUUCUGGGUGGGGGUACCUCGAUGGAGGCCUUUGGGUUUGAGCAAAUCCCCGCCUUUAACCUGGAAACCGGUCUCUGGGAGCGCCAGACCACAUGGCCCAAUCGGAGGAGUGCCCAAGAGUUCCCCGAACCUCGACGAUGUCACAGUAUCUCGCACUGGGGUGACGAUGUAUUUCUCUGCGGUGGUUUCGAUGGCGACGCGAUCUUCAACCAGCUUUGGCGGCUCCAUCUCCCCACCAUGCGAUGGUAUCAUAUCAAGUGCCCUUUGCCCCACCCGGUUUACUUUCAUGACGCCACCGUUACCCAAUCGGGGCAAGCCUACAUCUUUGGGGGUGUCACGAACAUGGAAAGCAAUACUCGCAGUGACCAGUUGUAUCGAACCUGGUUGACCAUUCCCUCGCUCCGAGAGAUGGCCUGGGAGGCGGUCAAUCAUUAUUGCCCCAAUUUGGCCGAUGAAUCGUCAGAAACUCUCAUGGAAAUGGGUGUGCCACGUGAAUUCGUGUCGCGCCUCUUUUAUGGGAGUGAUCAAGCGGGUUAGGGACCUUUCAAACUCGUCUCAAUCAUGAUCUCCUAAUAUUGUGAUGGGGUAGCUCAUUAAUGUCCGAGAAUGUGUGGCUCACGCACGGACGGCAUUCAUUCAUCAUUAGCUUUGGCUGUUAUUAAAGACGAUAUUUGAAUGAUUUGCCAAAUCAAUUCAAUCGUUCUCCUCUUCAGGUGCUGUGUCAUUUUCAGCUCAAGAGUUUCAUACAAUUUGACUGACCUUAAUUUGACGUAAUGAUUGUGCUGGUUCAUGUAUCGGGUUGUGGCAUGGCGUUGCCUUGCUUCUGGACUACCAACGAAAUGUCAGAUUAACGGGCCCCUUUAACGAAGAUUGGGCGAUGAUCGAUUGGUUUGCUAUACAUUAUUUGGAAGAUAAUAAAUGUGCGCUGGGCCAAGGAUCCUCACCACGGCAA
Molecule: messenger RNA, 2058 nt
Organism: Tigriopus californicus
Lineage: Eukaryota; Metazoa; Arthropoda; Copepoda; Harpacticoida; Harpacticidae
Gene: slim
Product: kelch domain-containing protein 10-like
Exons: 4
Coding region: 399-1643 (414 amino acids)
Biological process (GO): positive regulation of stress-activated MAPK cascade
Molecular function (GO): protein binding
Source: RefSeq, a predicted model, not a curated record